Molecule: messenger RNA, 1059 nt
Organism: Trypanosoma conorhini
Lineage: Eukaryota; Euglenozoa; Kinetoplastea; Trypanosomatida; Trypanosomatidae
Product: trans-sialidase
Exons: 1
Molecular function (GO): exo-alpha-sialidase activity
Source: RefSeq, a predicted model, not a curated record
AACCUUGCCUUUGCCGCGGACAAAAGGCGUGUGCGGCGGCCCCGCUCCCGCAAAAGGCUUGUGCCAACCUUCCUCCAGGAAAGCGCGUGGGUGGACGAGUACCGCGGCGUGAACGCCACGGUGGCGCAGGGAGAGAGAAGGGUCCCCAACGGCGUGACGUUCAGAGGCGCCGGAGCGGGGGCGGAGUGGCCUGUGGGGCAGCAGGGAAAGCAACAGCUGUACGGCUUCGCCAGAAACAAGUUCACGCUCGCGGCGACGGUGGCCAUCCACGCGGUGCCGGGGGCGGACGGCCCCCCCUUCCCGCCGAUGGGCGCGAGGAUGAGUAACGCAAACGGCACUGUGCUCUUUGGCCUGUCGUACACGAGCGACAAGAAGUGGGCGCUGACGGUGAACGGCAAGGGCCGGGAGGCGGCAGGCGGUGCGUGGGAGAAGGACAAGACGUACCAGGUGGCGCUGCGAAUGCGUGACCUCGGCAAUUGGCGUGUGGACGUCGACGGGGAAAAGAUUUUCGAAAGGAACUCUGAAGGCCCUCUGUUGAAGAGGGGCACGAUGUCGCACUUCUACGUUGGCGGGGACGGCGCGAAGGCUGCAGCGGACGGCCACCGCGUGACGGUGAGCAACGUCCUGCUGUACAACCGCCCGCUGGAGGAGGGCGAUGUCAGGGCACUCGCAGCCGGCAAGGUCGCCAUCCCGCCGCCGGAUGCCAGCAGCUCGCCCACGACGCAGGCGGGAGGUGGGAGUGCUGACGGUGCAGCGUCCGCCGCCAGCGUCGCUAAUGCCGCGAGCACCGCUGGCCCGAGGCCGCGGAGCUCAAUGAGCGACGCCGCUGUGCAUUGGCGUGUGCCGCAGGUGCUGCUGCUGCUGUGUUGCUGGAGCUGUGCGGCGUUGCGGCUCUUUGCAGAAUGUGAGUCGGUGCGGGUCUGCCGCACCCGUCGCAGCACGCCCGCUGCUUGGUUUCCAAUUAAUUUGCUAUCCGAGGAGGCCUCAAUCAUUUUUUUUCUUCCUUUUUUCUCCCCUUGUUCUCUUGCUUCUAUGUUACUCUUGAUGUUGUGCUGGUAG